Messenger RNA from Saccharomycopsis crataegensis, 1782 nucleotides. RefSeq names its product Pcl6 protein. Gene Ontology annotation, molecular function: cyclin-dependent protein serine/threonine kinase regulator activity; protein kinase binding. The coding region runs from base 1 to 1782 and encodes 593 amino acids. The record is from RefSeq and is a predicted model, not a curated record. NCBI's taxonomy places the organism in Eukaryota, Fungi, Ascomycota, Saccharomycetes, Ascoideales, Saccharomycopsidaceae. The transcript has a single exon. Gene Ontology annotation, cellular component: nucleus; cyclin-dependent protein kinase holoenzyme complex. Gene Ontology annotation, biological process: regulation of cyclin-dependent protein serine/threonine kinase activity.
AUGGUAUAUCCCAUAGGAAUUCCUGGACAUCAAAAUGGUGCCUCCGUCAACAACACAGCAGGAGGUUCGUCGUAUGAUGUCAAUAACCCACAAAACUCACUCACACAAAAUGGAGCUUUGCCAGUUAAUACCAACACACCAUCAUCGUCCUAUUUACCACAAGGUGCGGAUUUAAGUCAAUAUGCUGCAAGUAGCAUUGGUAGUAAUAGUAAUUUCACAUUUAAUAAUAGUAACACUAUGGGAAAUACUGAAAGUCCUUUGCCGAAUCCCUCUGAAUCUCAUUAUAGAAGAUACUCCAAUAACUCAGUUAGUGACCGAUCGGAAUUCAUUAAUCCUGGACCUCGUGCGUCGUUACUUACUUCCAAACUAGCAAAAGUUCAGAAAUCAUUAAAUUCAAGUCCGAAAGAAAAGUUACAACAAAUCGAUGACUCAAAGUCAAACUUCCCUUAUCCUAACCCUAGAGAUCGAGGCUUGGGUCAUCGAACGUAUAGUAAUUCGAAUAUGAGAGCUGUUCCACCACCAAGUAACCAAAAGUUUCCUGUGGUCGAUAACUCGACGUCGUCUUUGUCGUCUUCUUUCAAGUACAGCAUCAAGCAAGAUCAACUUAAUAAUUACAAUGCUGCGGCAUCAUCAUAUUCUUCGGCCCCAGUUUCCUUGGGUAAAACUAACCAUUUUAUCCCAGUCUCGUCCGAACCAAAAAGUUUCAAUAACUUCCAUCCUCAUUCUAUCGCUGCCCCGGGAAUGCAGCUGGGAAGCUUUAACUUUCAUUUCCCUCAGCCAGCUCCAGCAAUUACAACCACCAAUAUUUCUAUGGAAACUGCAAGCUCCAAUAUUCAAAAUAAUAACAUCAACAGUAACAAUGGCUCGGCAAAUGUCAAUCCUCAAACACAUACCCAUCAUCAUAAUCACCACCAUCACCAUCAAUUACUGGAAUCAAACGAACCAUUUAAUGCAGCCAAAGAGAUUUAUGAUCCAAUAAUUCCCCAUCAAAGCCAGAAUGGUAUUAUUAUUGAUAGUAGGGGUGAAGAACAUUUGAAUAUUGUUGAUUAUCCAUCUCAAGAGCUAUUACUCAUGCUCGCGUCCUUAUUACAAAAAAUCAUUGAUGCCAACGAUACUUUGCAUCCAAAUCACUAUAAUCAAGCGUCUCAAUUGCACGAAACUAACAAAUUCACUGCCAACGUUUUAGCCUUUCAUGGGACCAACGUUCCAGCGAUUCCUAUUUAUAAUUAUUUCCUCAGAAUUUUGAAGUAUUGUCCGAUGACCAACGAGGUUUUUUUAAGUUUAUUGGUUUACUUUGAUAGAAUUGCUAAGCUAGCAAAUAUCAACUCCUCCAAUGAUGAUUGUAACAGUCAAUCAUCACUAUCAGCAACAUCUCCUGGGUCAUUAGGGGGUUUCAAAAGGCAUACUUCUCAAUCCCAACUUUUUGUCAUGGAUAGUUUUAAUAUUCAUCGAUUGAUCAUUGCUGGUAUUACCGUCUCAUCGAAAUUCUUCAGUGAUGUUUUUUACAAAAAUGCAAGAUAUGCUAGAGUUGGAGGAUUACCAUUAGAUGAAUUGAAUCAUAUCGAGCUUCAAUUCAUCUUGCUAACAGAUUUUAAGUUGUUGAUCCAACCAGAUGAAUUGCAGCGUUAUGCUGAUUUGCUAUUGAAAUUUUGGAAAAGAGAAAAGGCCAAGACUAAUAAUAAUAAUAAUGGUCCUCACAACACUAACCCCAAUAAUACCGCUACUAAUAAUCCUACCGUACAACCUUCUCAUCCCGUUGAUACAGAGAUGACAGAUCAAUGA